This is a messenger RNA of Oryzias latipes (Japanese medaka), 2603 nucleotides long. RefSeq names its product UDP-glucuronosyltransferase 1-2. The record is from RefSeq and is a predicted model, not a curated record. NCBI's taxonomy places the organism in Eukaryota, Metazoa, Chordata, Actinopteri, Beloniformes, Adrianichthyidae. Gene Ontology annotation, molecular function: UDP-glycosyltransferase activity.
AUCAUCUCUGAGACUGGAGUUUGAACGCAAAUAUAAUACAUGUCCAGUUGAUCAGGAUUUGGGAAUGGGCCACUACUGACUGCUGAAAAAAGGAGAAAUGCAUCAGGUGUGUGGAGUCUUUGUAUUCUUUAAUCUAUGCCUCCAUUUCCUGGCACCAUCAUGCAGUGGAGGAAAUAUUCUAGUGUAUCCUAUUGAUGGAAGCCACUGGAUCAACAUGAAGAUUCUUCUAGAAGAACUUCAUGCCAGGGGACACAAUAUUACUGUGAUUAGGGUUUCCACCAGCUGGUACAUAAAAGAGAAGUCUCCUAUCUACUCAUCCAUCACCGUUGAAGUGGAAGAGGCCUUGGAAGAUUUUUUUGAUGUGUUCAUAAAGGAGCAAAUUAGGGUGCAGCGAGAAGGUGCUUCACUGUCGUCUUUCUUCAGGCUACACAAAGACUUUAUUUCUAUGAUGUCUCAUGCUCAUGCAUUGCGGUGUAAUGCUACAAAACACAUUUUUGAGAAUAAGAACCUGGUAAAACAAAUCAUCGAUUCAAAGUUUGAUCUGGUUCUGACUGAUCCAGCAAUGAGUGCAGGGGUCGUACUUGCAAAAUAUUUUAAUCUACCUGUGGUACUCAAUGUGCGCUGGAUCACCAGUGGAGAAGGUCACUUUGUUCUGGCCCCUUCUCCACUUUCUUAUAUCCCAGUACCAGGAUCAGGGUUAACAGAUAGGAUGGACUUCAUUCAGAGGCUCAAAAACAUAUUUUUUUACGGCAUCAUAAACUUUCAGCAAAUAGUUAUGGUGGGGCCCAUCUAUGAUGACAUCUGUAGUAAAUACAUCCAGGGUGGGUGUAGCAUUGUCUCUCUGCUUCAGCAAGCAGACAUUUGGCUUUUUAGAUCAGAUUUUGUGUUUGACUUCCCUCGACCUACCAUGCCAAACGUGGUCUACAUCGGAGGAUUCCAGUGCAAACCAGCUGAACCUCUGCCAGCAGAUCUAGAGAAGUUUGUUCAAAGUUCUGGCGAACAUGGAGUGAUAAUCAUGACUUUGGGAACAUUGGUUAAUGAACUACCACAAGACGUUGCAAAUGAGAUUGCCGAAGUCUUUUCCAAAAUGCCCCAGAAGGUGAUAUGGAAACACAAAGGGGACCGUCCAUCUACACUGGGCGAUAACACUCUCAUAGUGGACUGGAUGCCACAGAAAGACCUCCUUGGACAUUCGCAGGUUAAAGUCUUUGUAGCUCAUGGAGGGACCAACGGAGUCCAAGAGGCCAUUUACCAUGGGGUCCCAGUGCUGGGCAUCCCACUGUUCUUUGAUCAGUACGACAACCUUCUACGUUUGCAGGAAAGAGGAGCUGGUAAAAUCCUCCAACUUGCUGACUUGAAUGGCCGCACUUUUGAAGAAGGUCUUAAGGAGGUGCUCCAUAAUAUUAGCUACAGGCAAAACAUUCAAAGACUUUCUUGUUUGCACAAAGAUAAGCCAAUGUCACCCAUGGAUCAGGCUAUUUUCUGGAUAGAGUAUGUGAUACGACACAAAGGGGCUCGACAUCUGAUUUCAGAGGCUUACAAGAUGCCGUGGUACUCAUAUCACAGUUUUGAUGUUGUCCUUUUGGUGCUGGCAGUAGAAACUGUGCUGCUUUACGCCAUUUAUGCUGUUUUCAGAUUUCUGUGCUGCAGAAGGAAAAGAAAGACAAAAACCAAACAAAACUAAACAAUUCUGUAUUUGUUAAAACAUUUUUUCCUCUAGUUUUGUUUAAAUAUUUGAAGCCAAUUUACAAGUUGGGAUGAAUUUAUUUUAUGGAAUAAUGUAAAAAGCGGUCUAGCACUGAACCUAAUGAUUUUACUUUAUUUAUCCGGCUAAAAACAGGCGAAAGAGGAAAUAAAAAUAGAAAUUCUAACACAUCAAUAAAAUCAGGUUUUCUGCUGUUUAAAAAUAGAUUUUGAAGUUCUGUGGCAGUUGUUGUACACAGGCCUAUGGGUAUUUAAGUUUCGUUUUGACAACAGAAACCAUCAAAUGAAAAAGAAAAAGGUUUGAUUAAAAAAAAAUUGGAAUCUAAAAAUCAAAUUUUGCUAAAAUCAAGAUUUUUUAAAUCCUGUGUUACAUCAGUCUUUGUUUAAAAAGAAGACUUGAAGUAUUUUUUUCUUUGUGGUAUAAGUGAAGAAAAUGUAAUAUUUAUAUAGAAAAUAAAUAUAAAUAUAUUUUUUUGCGUAAAACUAGAUUUACAUGUUUUUUUAUUGCAGCAACUUGCAAACAGUAAUUAGCACAGCUGUAAUAAUUUCAUUUGUAAAACUACAUCUUAUUGUUGUUCCAAAGAUUUUACCAUCUAUCCAAUGAGUGCUAAGAACUGUAUAUCUGGAGUUACGUUUGGCACCACCGUCUUGAGCAAUAACCUAUAGUUUAGACAAGACUGGGACGUUUUUUCUAUGAAUUUAUUUCUUUUUUUCUUAAACAUGAUUAAACAGAGAAAAUAACUGUUUUUUUAAUGUCCCGUUUAAAUGUUAAAAAUUACAUAAAAGGAUUGUUUACACUUAUUAAUGCAUUCAUUUUUUUUAAAGGACGCUUGAAAUACCUAUAAGCACAUGGACCCAGUUGUUUUUUUCUCUAUGAAUAAAUUGAUUUGAAAAUGGAA